Messenger RNA from Scatophagus argus, 4672 nucleotides. RefSeq names its product terminal nucleotidyltransferase 4B (gene tent4b). The record is from RefSeq and is a predicted model, not a curated record. Lineage: Eukaryota; Metazoa; Chordata; Actinopteri; Scatophagidae. Gene Ontology annotation, molecular function: poly(A) RNA polymerase activity; mRNA binding. The transcript has 12 exons. Bases 390 to 2522 code for a protein of 710 amino acids. Gene Ontology annotation, cellular component: TRAMP complex; nucleolus. Gene Ontology annotation, biological process: RNA 3'-end processing.
ACAUGCGCCGUAGCACCCUACACUCCGCCAUUGAGGGACCCACGAUCAGGAGGAAAGGGUCAGAGAGGCACUUCGACAAGCAGUAGCUGCACGUUUCUCCCGUCUUCUAUCUCAACUUUGGCUUGAGAUACCUUUUUCAACACUUGUCUCACACGCUUGUCGUAUUUCCUGUGGAUGAUUUUGUUUGACAACUGUAUGUAUCAUCUCUAGCAAGGAUUGUGUUUUGCCACAUUCUAGAAGUAACGGGCAGCGGAGAAUCUCAGCUAGCGACGGCUAUAACGAGGCUAUAGCAGGCUAACUAACGUUAGCUAGCGACCUGGCUAGCUGCACACGAGCUGAGCUUUGCUCGGUGGUGGGGUGGGGGGGCGGUUUGCCUACAGUGUCGUUUGAUGGAUCCGAGAAUCGCCUGGUUUCAACCAGAACAACGUGGACCCGCUAACAACCUGUGGAUGCAGAUUUGGGAAACGACACAAGGACUCGGGUACUUGCACGUAAAUAACAGCUACACCACUGGAUCUCAGAGCACGCCGAGCCUGAAAGCGAUCAUCAACGGAGCGUCGGGAGUCGUCCUCACCAGCAGAAACGGAGCACUUGACUCAAACACCGGUAGCGCUGAAGCUAGGACUCAGGGGAUGUCGACCUCAGUGGGGAACGGAGAAAUACCGGAGCAGCGGGACUUUAUACCACUGGAAACCAAUAGCAACCACAACAACCGAGCCGCUGGUAGGGGCGGUGGCGGUGGAGGGGGGCAGCAGCAGGGCAGCGGGGUCGCUAUGCUGUGGAGGGGGCUGACGGACGGACACCCCAACAAAAGGAAAAGAGACAACAAAGCUAGCACUUUCGGAUUCAAUUCCAGCCUCUUGAACAGUGGCAGCGGCCCCAACACAGGAGGCUGUGGAGGUUACACGGGCACGCCAUGGAAAGUCAGGAACUACUCAGAAGGAGUUGUAGGGUUACACGAGGAGGUCAUCGACUUCUAUGAGUACAUCUCCCCACGACCGGAGGAAGAAAAGAUGAGACUGGAGGUGGUGGACAGAAUCAAGGGAGUCAUCCACGACCUGUGGCCCAGUGCUGAGGUCCAGGUGUUUGGGAGUUUCAGCACUGGUCUUUAUCUGCCAACAAGUGACAUUGACCUAGUCGUAUUUGGCAAGUGGGAGACCCUCCCACUCUGGACACUGGAAGAGGCUCUGCGGAAGAGGAAUGUUGCAGAUGAGAACUCCAUCAAGGUUUUGGACAAGGCCACGGUUCCCAUCAUCAAACUCACUGACUCCUUCACUGAGGUCAAAGUGGACAUCAGUUUCAAUAUGAAGAGUGGCGUUAAAGCUGCCCGGCUCAUCAAGGAAUUCAAAGAGGUACAACUUGGGCAACUUGAGAUUUUUGCAAUGUUUCCUGUACACUUGGAAUAUGUAACCUUCAUGAUUAACUUUGUCCUGCAGAAAUACCCUGUGCUGCCUUACCUGGUCCUGGUGCUGAAGCAGUUCCUCCUGCAGAGGGACCUCAAUGAGGUUUUUACCGGUGGAAUUGGCUCCUACAGUCUCUUUCUGAUGGCUGUCAGCUUCCUGCAGCUUCAUUACAGGGAGGAUGUGUGCAGUCCCAAUAUCAACAUCGGAGUUCUGCUCAUUGAAUUCUUUGAGCUCUAUGGUCGCCACUUCAACUACCUGAAAACCGGUAUCAGGAUAAAAGAUGGAGGUUGCUAUGUUGCCAAGGAUGAGGUUCAGAAGAACUUGAUGGAUGGUUACAGGCCCUCCAUGCUCUACAUCGAGGACCCAUUGCAGCCAGACAACGAUGUUGGUCGGAGUUCGUACGGCGCCAUGCAAGUGAAGCAGGCAUUUGACUAUGCCUAUGUGGUGCUCAGCCACGCGGUGUCACCCAUCGCCAAGUACUAUCCCAAUAAUGAGACUGAGAGCAUACUUGGCAGAAUAAUCCGAGUAACGCAGGAGGUGGAUGAAUACAGAGAAUGGAUCCGAAAGAACUGGGGGAGUCCAUCUCAGAAUGAUGUGUCACUCAACAGAAAUGAUGUCUCGCUGUUUGAGUCCCAGCAGCUCGAUGAGUGCAACAACAACGUUCCAGAUGAUGACGACGUCGUUGUAGUUUUACCAUCGGCUCCCCACAGCAAAACCUCGUCCAACUCCUCCUCUCCAUCGCCUUCGCUGCGCUCCUCUCCCUCCUCCUCUCCACUGUCGCCUUCGUCCACAUCCUCAAGCUCCAGCGAUGCGGACUCUGAUGGCACGCCGUGUAAGACAGCCAAGCAGCAGCCUGGCCGGGGAUCCAGCACCCACAGGGAAAAGUCUGCUGUUGUCAGUAAUCACAGAACACAGAACCACACUACCAGCUCUCCAUCUGGAAACAACAAGGGAGGAAAAGCAAGGAUGUCUCGUUCCCACCAGAAGAGCGGACACCACGGGCAGCAGAGCUCCUCCUCCAGCACCAAAAGUCAUCAGAGCAACAAGCCACACCACCAGGGUAACAGCAAGAAGAGGAAAAAUGUGCGAGACUCUACACAAGAGGACCUCUGCAGAUAGGGGUGACCUCGCCUGCCCCGCCCCAUCCCCACCCCCGUCCUUGUCUGCAACUGACUGACAGUCCUGUCCCACUUCUGCUGCCAGACUCCAGCCUCGGGAGGUUGUUAGAAGUGUUAAAUCAUCUAUAGUAUCUGUCUCUUUGUCAAGCUUUUCGGGAUGACAAGCAAUGAUUUCUAGCAGGAAAAAAAAAGAACAAAAAAAAAAAGAAUUGUCAUAGGAAAUGGGGUUUAAUUUCUUGGACCUGAACUGAAAUCACAAAGGAUAAAUGCUCAUUUGCUUCCCAACAGCUUCCUUUGCAGAGCGGUUUUCCUUCCCGCAGCCAGCACCCACGCAACAUGCCUCUUGCGCCUCCUGCUGUACAGGAAUAGACAGGUUGGGUGUCUGGAAACUACUGUGGAGCAAUACCUGGAACUGCUGGUUGGAAAAUAGGAUCAAAAAUUUUGUCAAAAAAGGAAAAAAAAAGAAGAAGGAAAAAAGCAGAUGGCUUAAAAAAGAAAAGACAAAAACAUACACAAUUAUUUUUAAGAUGGUAACUUACAAAUGCAAUCAGUAAGAGUGGGACAUAACUUAUGCAUGAAUUUUUUUUUUGUUGGUUGAUUUUUCUGUUGGUUUAAUCGGUUUUUUAUGUCUAAAAACAGAUUAUACAAAGAUUUGUAAAAAAAAAAACAUAUAAGCAAAAAGGUUAAAAAAAGACAAGAAGAAAAUCAUUUCAUAUUACCUUUUUACAAGAUAUAUCGAUUGAAGACAUGUAAAUGUGCACAUCUUGUGCCCGCAGCUUUUUGGCCAAAGCCAAGAAAUGGUUUGGGCCCCAUUGCCAACAUACAUCAUCAGCAUCUACUUUUACUCCUGUUUGCUCACUGUGACUUUCUACAGUGUUAACAUUUAGCCUUUAGUGAGCCAAUGCUCACAUACAGCCCUAUAGAUGACUGGAUAGAGCCUGGUCUCUCACCCAGCCCAAUAGCACAGCCACAUCAGUGUAGAGGCUUUAAGACUACAGGUUUAAAUUAAUAAGGGGUGAUGAUGUUUUUAUUGAGAAAUCCUACACUUGAAAAACAAAGAGUUAUCAAUACAACUGUGGGUUCCUUUGGUAAUUUGCCCACUGUAGAAUCAUUUGUUUUUGUUCAAAGUAUUUAUUUUUUAUUAAUUAUAUGAACAAAGUAUGGAUAUAUGUAUUAUUAACAUUAGAUCCCAUAUAUUUGAGUCCUAUAUUUGAAACAGGAUAAGCUGGGGGGAGGUGGGGUGGGAAUAUUCAGAUACAGUAAAAUACCACCUUUAUGAUUUCAUCUGGGAUUUUUUUCUUUCACUGACAGCUGAGUGACCAAGUUACUUUGGAAAGUUUGAGAGACCGUUUUACAAGUUCUCGGUGAGAAUUUUGUUUUAAUGUGGCUGGUCUACUUACUUUGAAAGGGAGCUCAUUUUUAUUUUAUAAUAUAAACUGUCACAGCAACACAUUCUUCAAUGUUACUCCCCUUCUGUCAUUGCAGUACAACAACCAUCCUGUAGAUGGAGUCCUCGCUCCAAGUCUGAAUCCACAGAAUUUUGGCUUGUAUACUGCAUUUGGGUGGUUUACCUCUUUGUUAUUGUUGUGAUUGACCGAUAAUAUGGCGAUAUUCUAAUUGAAUGAGCAGCUGCACACACAAACCCUGCUGAGCUUAGUGCUUUCUGGAGGGAUUAACGCACCAAAGCACAGCACAAGUCCCUUAUGUCUUUCCUCCAAAUGUGACAUCACCCAUAUUAAAACAAGGAGCCAGCAUUACGUUUUACGGUAUAUUUUUACUUGUCAAAGGCUACUGCAGCUGCAGGAUGUCAUGCUCGCAGCUGAGUUUAAUCUUAUGUGUUAAGACAGUAAAGCACAUUUGACAAGCCUAUGCUAUAACUCGCAGCCUAUUAUAUUUGGUGUUGAAAAGUUGAAAGUACGGCCCCCUCCUCAUUCUUCCGCGCUACAGUUGCGGUUUAAAUGCAGUAUACAGCCUAAGCGCCGGUCUUGUGGUUGACUGACAAGGAGAAAGGUGCAUAGAAUUAGCCGUGCCAUCUGAAUGUCCUCUGACCACCUCUCUUCCCUGCAGGAAGGCUUCAAACCCAACUGUACUCCUCUGAAACGUUUCUCUACAGCUCUUUCAAUUCAUGCAAUAAAAACGGUACAAUUAAAA